AUAAUAGCCGCCUGUGGUGACUGGUCGUCAGUGUUACAUAAAUUUUCAACACUGCUUUCUUCGUUAUUUCCCACCUGGGUUUCUAUUUCUUUACGCUCUUUCUUUUUCUAAAGAUAGGCAUGGGCUUCUUCAUGUCCUUACCUUACAUUUUCUUGGCCCCCCAUCCAAGUCAAUUCUCUACUUCUGAGUUAUAGCACAUUUUAGCUCUCAAAAUCUUGACAUAAAUUUCAUUCGAAGAAGAAAUUUAAUCGGUUAUUUACAAGUAUGAAGUGUUUUUACAUGUUCAAGAAAGAUAAAAAACCAGAGAAUUUGCCAUGUGAUAACGGAAUAGUGAAGCCCAAAAGUGUUGUGUCAUCGCCAAGGAGUGUUCUUGAUAUGUACAAAGAGAAAGAACACAAUUUAAGAGUGUUCUCUUUUGAAGAACUCAGAGAAGCAACCAAGAAUUUUAACAGGUUGUUAAAGAUUGGAGAGGGUGGUUUCGGAAGUGUUUAUAAAGGUUCUAUCAGGCUUGCAGAUGGAGUGGGUGAUCCCUGUGUGGUUGCUAUUAAAAUGCUUAAAAAGGAUGGAUUGCAGGGGCAUAAAGAAUGGCUUAAGGAGGUCCAUUUUCUUGGAAUUGUGGAUCACCCGAACCUGGUAAAGCUUUUAGGAUACUGUUCUGAAGAUGGACAAACAGGGAUUCAACGGUUAUUGGUGUACGAGUACAUGCCACAGAACAGCCUGGAAGCUCACAUUUUUAGCAGCGCUUUGCCACCUCUUUCUUGGGAAAGAAGAUUACGAAUUAUGCUAGGCGCGGCUGAAGGCUUGGCUUAUCUCCACAAUGGAUUGGAUGUCCCGGUAAUAUAUCGAGAUUUUAAAUCAUCCAAUGUGCUCUUGGACGGGGAGUUCAAGCCUAAACUUUCAGACUUUGGUCUUGCCAGGGAAGGCCCUACUGGGAGCAGAUCUCAUGUAUCCACAGCACCUGUUGGCACUUAUGGUUACGCUGCUCCAGAAUACAUUGACACUGGCCGCCUUGGUAAAUAUUGUGACGUGUGGAGUUUUGGAGUCGUGCUCUACGAGAUUCUCACUGGUAGAAGAGUGUUGGAAAAAUAUAGACCACGCGAUGAACAGAAGCUUCUGGAAUGGGUGAAACAAUUCCCCUAUGACAGCAAGAGGUUUAGCAGGAUCAUUGAACCCCGAAUCAGCGAUCACUACUCUCUGAAUGCAGCUAGGCAAAUGGCAAAAUUGGCUGAUAGCUGCAUGCUCAAGAACCCGAAAGAUCGGCCAACAAUGAUUGAGGUGGUGGAGAUUUUGAAACAAAUCAUACAAGAGUCUGAGGGAGUAGUUUAAGCAUCUUGGGUAGGCCUGUAAAUGGAUCGGAUAUCCGAUCCGACCCGAUCCGAUCCGUGGUUAAAUAAAUGGAUAUGGAUCCUUAUUAAAAAAAUCCGAUCUGCUAAUAAUCCGAUCCGAUAAUAAUCCGGUCCGAUAAAGAAUGGAUAUGGAUAUGGUCAAAUCCAAUCUGUUAACGAUCCGAUCCGAUUCAUGCUUAACUAUAUUAUAUAUUAUAUAUUAUAUA
Messenger RNA from Daucus carota subsp. sativus, 1552 nucleotides. Its product is annotated as probable serine/threonine-protein kinase PBL19. The transcript has 4 exons. The record is from RefSeq and is a predicted model, not a curated record. The coding region runs from base 265 to 1326 and encodes 353 amino acids. Gene Ontology annotation, biological process: protein phosphorylation. Gene Ontology annotation, molecular function: protein kinase activity; ATP binding. NCBI's taxonomy places the organism in Eukaryota, Viridiplantae, Streptophyta, Magnoliopsida, Apiales, Apiaceae.